Dromaius novaehollandiae (emu) is the source of this 4347-nucleotide messenger RNA. It is a transcript of the gene THRA, whose product is annotated as thyroid hormone receptor alpha. Gene Ontology annotation, molecular function: nuclear receptor activity; RNA polymerase II cis-regulatory region sequence-specific DNA binding; zinc ion binding. Lineage: Eukaryota; Metazoa; Chordata; Aves; Casuariiformes; Dromaiidae. The record is from RefSeq and is a predicted model, not a curated record. Gene Ontology annotation, biological process: thyroid hormone receptor signaling pathway; cell differentiation; positive regulation of transcription by RNA polymerase II. The transcript is spliced from 10 exons. The coding region runs from base 333 to 1559 and encodes 408 amino acids.
GGGGCCGGGGGAGGAGCCAGGCGCCGUCGGCCGCCGCCGCCGCCGCCGCUGCGCCCCGCUCGGCUCCGCUCGGCUCCGCGCCCCGCUCCGCUCCGCGCCGCUCCGCGCCCCCCGGCCCGCGCCGCCGCCGCCGCCCAGGAGACCCCGCCAGCCGGCACCGCCGCCCGCCCGCGCCCCCCCGGCGCCCCCCGCCGCCGCUGGGCCGCGGGAUGCUGCGCGGAGCCGAGCACUGAGGCGGGCGCCAUGGGGCGCGCGUCGUAGCCCCCGCCGCGGCCCCCGCCGGCGGCGCAGCCCCGCACGGUGCUGGGCGCUCCUUGAUGGACUUGCGGUGAAUGGAACAGAAGCCCAGCACCCUGGACCCGCUGUCGGAGCCAGAGGACACCCGGUGGCUGGAUGGCAAGCGCAAAAGAAAGAGCAGCCAAUGUUUGGUGAAGAGCAGCAUGUCAGGGUACAUCCCUAGUUACCUGGACAAAGAUGAACAGUGCGUGGUGUGCGGGGACAAGGCCACGGGCUACCACUACCGCUGCAUCACCUGCGAGGGCUGCAAGGGCUUUUUCCGGCGGACCAUCCAGAAGAACCUGCACCCCACCUACUCCUGCAAGUACGAUGGCUGCUGCGUCAUCGACAAGAUCACCCGCAACCAGUGCCAGCUCUGCCGCUUCAAGAAGUGCAUCUCCGUGGGCAUGGCCAUGGACCUGGUGCUGGACGACUCGAAGCGCGUAGCCAAGCGGAAGCUGAUCGAGGAGAACCGGGAGCGGCGGCGCAAGGAGGAGAUGAUCAAGUCGCUGCAGCACCGGCCGGAGCCCAGCGCCGAGGAGUGGGAGCUCAUCCACGUGGUGACGGAGGCACACCGCAGCACCAACGCCCAGGGCAGCCACUGGAAGCAGAAGCGGAAAUUCCUGCCCGAGGACAUCGGCCAGUCGCCCAUGGCCUCCAUGCCCGACGGGGACAAAGUCGACCUGGAGGCGUUCAGCGAGUUUACAAAAAUCAUCACCCCGGCCAUCACCCGCGUGGUGGACUUUGCCAAAAAGCUGCCCAUGUUCUCGGAGCUGCCUUGCGAAGACCAGAUCAUCCUGCUGAAGGGCUGCUGCAUGGAGAUCAUGUCGCUGCGGGCGGCCGUGCGCUACGACCCCGAGAGCGAGACGCUGACGCUCAGCGGGGAGAUGGCCGUCAAGCGGGAGCAGCUCAAGAACGGCGGCCUCGGCGUCGUCUCCGACGCCAUCUUCGACCUGGGCAAGUCCCUCUCUGCCUUCAACCUGGACGACACCGAGGUGGCCCUGCUCCAGGCCGUGCUGCUCAUGUCCUCAGACCGCACGGGGCUGAUCUGCGUGGACAAGAUCGAGAAGUGCCAGGAGACCUACCUGCUGGCGUUCGAGCACUACAUCAACUACCGCAAACACAACAUUCCCCACUUCUGGCCCAAGCUGCUGAUGAAGGUGACGGAUCUGCGCAUGAUCGGGGCCUGCCACGCCAGCCGCUUCCUGCACAUGAAGGUGGAGUGCCCCACCGAGCUCUUCCCCCCGCUCUUCCUCGAGGUCUUCGAGGACCAGGAGGUGUAGGCGCCCGCGCCGCGCUUGCUGCCCGCUCCCCUCCCCGCGGCCCCGGCGGGCGGUGCUGCGCGGGGGGGGGACGAUGCCGCCGCCGCCGAUGCCGCCUCGCGCGCCCGGGCCCCGGCAUCCCCGCGGCCCCCCCUGCGCCGGCCCCCCCCGCGCCGGCACCUCCCUCGCCCCAGGACUUGACGAAUUUUGUUUGUUUGCACAGGGAAGGGCCCCGACGGUCGAGCGUUUCCUUUAUUGUUCUUCUCUUCUUAGAUUAUUAUUUUUUAAGCAUUUAUUUCCCUCCCUGAGAGGCUAAAAUAUUAAACUAACUGCACUUUGGAAGGAGAGAGGAGAGGAGAGAGGAGGACGGGGCUCCGGGGCUGCACAGGGAGAUGCUGCCCGGGCGGCGGGCGCUGCUGCGGCCGCAUGCACUUUUGGCCCGGCGGCAGCGCGCGGGGGGCACGGCGGCGGGGACCGGGCACCCGGGGUGCAGGGGCGCCCGGCUGCCGCGGGGGGCCGGGGCCGGGCGCCCCAGUGUUGCAGCGUGUGGGGUGCCAGGGCGUUGCAGCGUGCCGGGACGCCCCGGGGUUGCACCGUGCCGUUGCAUCGCGCCAGGGCGUUGCACAGUGCCAGGGCGUUGCACUGUGCCGGGGUACCGCGGGGUUGCACCGGGGCGUUGCAUUGUGCCAGGGUGCCGCAGCGUUGCACCGUGCCAUUGCAUCAUGCCGCUGCACCGUGCCGGGGUGUUGCACCGUGCCGGGGUGUUGCACCGUGCCGGGGUGUUGCACUGUGCCAGGGUGUUGCACCGUGCCGUUGCACCGUGCCAGGGCGUUGCACGGUGCCGGGGCACCUCCGGCACUGCCAUGCGUGGGGGGAUGCGGCCCCGUCCCGCGGGGACCGGGACCCCCCCCACGCCGCGUCUCCGCUUCGCCCUCUACCUCUCGGCCGCGCGGUGCUGCCCCGCAAGCCGCUGCGUUUCGGGGCUUUGGUUUCUCUGUCGUUUUUGGGGCUGAGAGGAGGCGAUUUUGUGCCAAGCGCCGGCGGCCGGGGCGCGUCGGGGGCUGCGGGGCCCCGCUGCGGCCGCCCCCCCCAACCCCCCCCAACACACACCUUUUUCCGUUGUUUUUCGUUAUGUUUUUUUUUUUUUUCUUCUCGUCGUCGUCGUUUUAUUUGUUCUGUUUUCCGUCAAAAGUUGCAAUGGCCCCGAGGCGCCGGGCGGGCGGGCGCCCCGGCCGCACUGCACUACUGCCCCGCGCCGGGGGCUGCACCGGGGGGGCUGCACCGGGGGGCUGCCGGGGCCCCGCCGCGCCGUUGUCACCUUUCUCCCCCGAUUUAGGUUUGUGAAUUUUCUUCUUACCUCAGGCGGGCGGCCGAGGGCGGGGGCCGGGCGCGACCGGGCGGGCGAGGAGGCAGGCGGGCAGAGCCGAUCUAAGCUAAUAUAUAUAUAUAUAUAUAUAUACAUGCAUAUAUAUAUAUAUAUAAAAAAUAUCUAUAAAAUAUAUAAUUUUUGUAAUUAAAAAAAAUCUUUUUACGGGUCGUUUAAAAGCAGAAAUCCCAACGUGAAACACUUCCUCGCCUGGCGGCGGCGGCGCUCGCGGCCCCGGGGCCAGUCGGGGGCCGGGGGGGCAUCGCAGGGGCUGCGGGUGGUGGCAGCCGGUGCCGCCGCGGCCUGGGGGGGGGGACGGUGCCCUCGGCUCCCGCGCGGUGCAAAAUGUCUUAAGCUCUCGCCCCGGGCGCCGCGGGCCGUGCACCGGGCAGCACCGUCGCCCGCCCUCGCGCGCAUCCCGGCGCCUCCCCGGCCCGGCGCUCGGUGCUGCACGUGAGCCCCGCGCCAGGCCUUAACACGGUGCCUUGGGGGCUGCGGGGCCGGAGCCGGCAGCGUGCACGAUGCCCGUGCGAUGCGCGUGAUGCCUGUGCAAUGCACGCGCAGUGCCGGUGCAAAGCUGGUGCAGUGCCGGUGCAAUGCGUGUGUAUUGCUGGUGCAGAGCUGGUGCAGUGCCCUGCAAUGUUACUGCAGUGCCGGUGCAGUGCAUGCGCAGUGCCGGUGCAGUGCUGGUGCAAUGCACGUGCAGUGUUGGUGCAGUGCCGGUGCAAUGCACUUGCAGUGCCCGUGCACCGGCUGCGCUCGCGGCUCCGCGGCCGUGCCGGGGCUCGGGGCAGGAGAGCCGUCGCGGGACGUGUCUUAAGCAGCGCACGUGCCCCCGGCCCCCCCCAGGGCAGCGCGGCGCCGUGGGGCGGCUCGUCCCGGGGGGCGCAGCCCGGUCCCCCCCCCGCCGUGUCCCCGCUGGCGUCCCCGCUCGCCCCGCGCUCGUGAGCACGCACUCGCACGCACGCCGCUCGCCCGCGCGCCCGGCGCCGCUCCGUCUCGUCUCGUCUCCGUCUCGCCGUCGCACGUCCAGCGCCGGCCCCGGGGGGGGCCGCCCCGCGCCCCCGGCACAUACCUCAAGGCUCCCGGCGCCGGCUCCCGCCUCGGCGGGGGCCGGGGGUGCGCGGCGCGGCACGGCGCGGGGGGGCCCAGUUCUAUGCAUCGCCCCCGUCCCGCGCGGGGGCCUGGCAGGGAGUCGCUGAAUGUAGCCGGCCGGGGCCGCCGGGGCCCCCACGAGGCCGGGGGGGGCCGGGGGGGGCCGGGGCAGGCGCUGCUGAUUUACGUGACAAUCACAAGUCUGUGACGUGCGAUUUUAAACCCUUUUGUGUUUUGGUCAGGAUUUUAAAGAAAGAUAUUUUUAUGGUAAUUGUUGCUGGUCUAUUUUACUAUAUAUUUAUGUAAUAAAUAUAUGAUGAAAAAAAAAAAACCAAACCCACCCACACA